Eremothecium cymbalariae DBVPG#7215 is the source of this 2037-nucleotide messenger RNA. It is a transcript of the gene VBA4, whose product is annotated as Vba4p. The transcript has a single exon. Gene Ontology annotation, biological process: transmembrane transport; basic amino acid transport. Bases 1 to 2037 code for a protein of 678 amino acids. The record is from RefSeq and is a predicted model, not a curated record. Gene Ontology annotation, cellular component: fungal-type vacuole membrane. Lineage: Eukaryota; Fungi; Ascomycota; Saccharomycetes; Saccharomycetales; Saccharomycetaceae. Gene Ontology annotation, molecular function: basic amino acid transmembrane transporter activity.
AUGGGACGAAAGAGAAGUGGUAUCAAGACCAAGGAACGUAACAGACUAAAAGAGUUCGCUAAAUUAAAGGGAAGACAGAGGACCCUGAAGUCUGAUGAAGCUGGAGAGACAUAUCUUGGAGAUAAAAGCAACACAAUUAGCUUUGGUCCUUAUUCUAGGUCAUCAGAUGAAUCUCAGGGUGAAACUAUACCUUUUUUGACACGAAUUGAUAAAAAUGUGAUCCAGGAUACCUCCAGUGGCCGUCCAGGUUUUGUUAUUAAUAAAUUGGAAGUACAGGAAUUAUCUUUAGGAUCGGCAGGAUCCCAAUCAACUACUAUUUUGAAUUCUUCAUAUGGUAGUACUAGUACUACAGUUACACCUGAUUCCAAUAAAAAUGGUAACGUUUUCAUAAGGUCUAGUUCAGUUGAAGUUGGUAACAUUGGAGAUUCCCAGAAUAUUUCUCAAAUAAGAUUCGCGGCAAUUGUGAGUUCGUUGGUUGUUGGGGUGUUUUUAGGGUCAUUAGAUGGUACUAUUUUGUCAACUCUUCUGGAUUAUAUUGCAUCUGAAUUCGAGGCUUUGCCAUAUAUCUCAUGGAUUGCUGCAUCAUAUCUUCUAUCUGCUUGUAUAUUUCAACCAUUAUAUGGUAAGUUAUCUGAUAUUUUUGGCAGAAAGGCUAUACUGCUUUUCUCGAAUUUGAUGUUUGGUCUAGGAUGCCUGGUCUGUGGGACGGCUCCCACAGUUUGGUGGUUGCUUGCAGGUAGGUUUGUAGCAGGUAUUGGAGGAGGAGGCUUAACUUCAAUGCCUUCUAUUAUUAUUUCAGAUAUUGUACCCUUGAGAUCUAGAGCGUCGUAUCAAGAUCUUUUUAAUAUCUGUUAUGUUUUAGGCAUCACGUUGGGUGGUUCAAUGGGUGGUUGGUUAGCUGAAUAUGGUGGUUGGCGUUUGGUAUUCCUGCUACAGGUUGUCGCUGCCCUGAUAAGUGGAUGUUUCAUACAAGCUUUUCUGAUAUUGCCAAAAGUUCAUCAUGGCAAUGGCAUAGCGUUAGCUAAUAAAGAAUCACUAAAAACCAAACUCUACAUGAUGGAUUGGCUGGGAACUUUUUGUCUCGUUAUAUUUUUGGCGUCAUUGACUCUAACUUGCUCAUUAGUUGACCUAAAUUUUAAUUUUCUAUUGUUAUUAAUACUAUUGAUGUUUGUGUCCGGAUAUUAUUUUGUUUACCAUGAGCUUAACAUUGCCGCUGAUCCCAUUCUGUCAGUUCAUUUACUAACAGAUCGGAAUGUGUUGGCGUCAUCUUUGGCCAACUUUUUUUGUAUGUUAAAUGAUGUGCUUACUAUCUUCUAUGUUCCAAUGUAUUUCGCCAGUGUGCUAUAUAUGGGCCCCAAAGAAAUCGGAAAGCGUACUAUUAUAAGCUUCCUCGGUACCAGUAUAGGUUCUUUUGGCACAGGUUACUACAUCAAACGUAGAGGAAAGUAUCGUACAUUUAUUUGCUUAGCAUGCAUAAUUGGAAUUCUAGGUCAACUACAGAUCGCAUUAAUAAAGCCUUCUAUUUCUACCUGGAGGCAGUACUUGUUGUUACUCAUUCCUAUCCUGUAUACAACGACGGUAAGGACAUCACUACUUAUUUCACUUAUAGCCGCAGUCCCCUACAAAAAUCAAACAGCAGCGGCAUCUAUUUCCUACACAUUCAGAUCUACUGGUGCUAUACUUGGUGCAUCCUUGGGCGGUGGAAUUUUUAGAAGUUCGCUCAAGUCUUUAUUAAACACUAAUAUUAUGCCUCUAGAGAGCGAAAUCCAUCCUAAAAGCCAGCUCUUACAUAUUAUAGAUAAAGCUACCCAUUCUACUGAUUGGGUGCACAGGGAAUCUCCCGAGUACGCCAUCCCUAUCUUAAUCUCUUGCUACCAUUAUGUUUGCAAGCGUAUUUUCACCUUUUCUGUGGUAUGCGUUCUAUUCACUUCCAUUUCAUGUUAUUUCCUCAAAGAAUACCCGGUUCAUGCAUCACAACCCCAGGAAUAUAUUUCCCAAGAUAGCAUGGAUACUUAUAAUGACCAGACCCCUAAGUGA